Messenger RNA from Camellia sinensis, 710 nucleotides. The record is from RefSeq and is a predicted model, not a curated record. NCBI's taxonomy places the organism in Eukaryota, Viridiplantae, Streptophyta, Magnoliopsida, Ericales, Theaceae.
CUAUGAAGACACUGAUCUAAGCUUGGAGUUUCCACUUCCAAUCACAGUUUCCAGAUCAUCAACAUUGUAAACCAUACUGGGUUUAUAGUAAUUUCUCUUAAUGACCAACUAUUUGCUAUGUAUAUUUUUGGUAGGGUUUGGACUUUGGAGCUGGAAAUUGGCUUACAAGUUUGGGAUUAAAGUUUUAAUUUCUUUUCUUUUUUUUGGGGAUAUGUUUUUCAAUCCCAAUUUUAGGGAAUCAAUACUGUAAAUGAUACUGGGUUUAUAGAAAUUUACUUCACAAGAUAGGGCUUUUAGCUUUUGAUCGAUUCUUCACAAUCUGUAUGCUCCAUUCAGCUAUUACUCUAAUCUAUGGUGCUCUGAUAAUGUUUUAUCUCAAAGAAAUCUGUGUUUUCGGCCAUGGUACCGAAACAACUCAAAAGCUUAUGGGAUCAACACCACACGACCAGUUGUUGAUACAAAUAUCUGAUUCGUUUGCCGGGUUGCUUCUAUUUGUGAUUGGGUUACUGCUGUUCAUGGUAGCUUUUGUUGAGGACAGAGCAUUUCAAAGUUUCUUUGCCAAAGGUUGUGUUCUUCUUCAUGUCUCAAUGGCCCUCUGGAGGGUGUAUUUUGAGAGGAGACUCGACAAUUUGGCUCGAGAUUGGCCAAGGCAGUUAGUUGGUGAUUUUGUGUUAGCACUUUCAUGGGUUUUCUUUCUGAUUUACUCCUAG